AUGUAUGGUUUGGGUAAAAAAGACAGAAUCAAUUUCAAAAUACGAGAACUAAAAGAAUUAAGAGAAAGAAUAAAAGAACGAAUGGAUAUCAUGACAAAUAUUGAAAAAGAAUUAGCAGAAUUAAUGGAGAAGAGGGACAAUAGUAUAUUUUUUAAGAAUUACUAUCAAAAGAAAAUAUUAGAAAAAGAAGAAGAAUG
Molecule: messenger RNA, 197 nt
Organism: Acaulospora morrowiae
Lineage: Eukaryota; Fungi; Glomeromycota; Glomeromycetes; Diversisporales; Acaulosporaceae
Source: the annotation of a GenBank genome assembly